AUGGCUAAAAUGGCAUUUCAACAUCAAGCCGGAACGGCAAUGGAAUGUCUUAGUAUUCCAAUAACUUUACAAAAAGAGGCCGGUGUUGAUGCUGAAGGUCGUGAAGUUAUGAAAUGUGGAUUUAAAAUUGGUGGUGGUAUAGAUCAAGACUAUCGUAAGAGUCCUCAGGGGUAUACGGAUAAUGGCAUAUAUGUAACUGAAGUGCACGAAGGAAGCCCAGCUGCUAAAGCCGGUUUGCGUAUGCAUGAUAAAAUUCUACAAUGUAAUGGGUAUGACUUUACAAUGGUAACUCAUAAAAAAGCAGUUAGUUAUAUAAAAAAACAUCCAGUAUUAAACCUUUUAGUGGCAAGAAAAGGUGUGACUUCAACAUAA
Messenger RNA from Pieris macdunnoughi, 372 nucleotides. The record is from the annotation of a GenBank genome assembly. NCBI's taxonomy places the organism in Eukaryota, Metazoa, Arthropoda, Insecta, Lepidoptera, Pieridae.